Molecule: messenger RNA, 1267 nt
Organism: Opisthorchis viverrini
Lineage: Eukaryota; Metazoa; Platyhelminthes; Trematoda; Opisthorchiida; Opisthorchiidae
Exons: 6
Coding region: 1-996 (331 amino acids)
Molecular function (GO): oxidoreductase activity
Source: RefSeq, a predicted model, not a curated record
AUGACGAGGGAGGCGACAGAGUUGCACAAUGGCUAUGAAAUUCCCAAUUUGUUUUAUGGCACUUAUAAGGUAUUAGAUGAAAUACUUCCAUGCUUGGAUGCAGCCCUAGGGUCAGGGUAUCGGGGAAUUGAUACGGCGGCCUACUUUCACAAUGAACGGUGCAUUGGGGAAUCAUUGAAUGUUUUGCUUCCAAAAUAUGAACUCGCACGGGAUAACGUGUUUAUUACUACAAAGCUUCCUCCAAAGUCAUACGGAGCCGCGGCGGCGUUAUCUUCCUUGAAGAUGUCCCUAGAGGCGCUUCAGCUUUCCUACAUUGAUAUGUAUAUGAUACACUGGCCUGGAUUACAAGGUGUUCUUCCUCCUGGAAGGAUCAAAGAUUCCAGGGGUUACAUGAGCGACUUAAGGAGGUUAAGUUGGCAAGCUCUGGAAACGGUGGUCAUACUGGAACGUCCAAAGACGAAAGUGAAGUCAGAUGCUCCGACGAAGUCUGACGUGGAAACAUCAGAAACAGUGAUUCAAGGCAGUGGACCAUAUCGUUUAGUGCGUUCGCUUGGUGUAUGCAACUACUUACCUAGACACAUUGAAGAACUUGCCAGUUAUGCAACGAUCACCCCGUGUGUUGUACAAUACGAGUUCCAUCCAUUUUUGAGCGUGAAGGCUCAGGAGCACCCAAUGCGUCGCAUCUGUACACGCUUGUUUCCUAUGCAGUCGGUGCAUUUUCAGUGUCACACGUCGUUGGCCAAUGGAUCGAGAGAACUUCUAACCAGUCCGAUAAUUACAGAAGCGGCCAGUGAGCUUCAACGAACACCAGCACAAGUGGUUCUGCGAUGGGCUUUGGAAAAGGGUCACAGUGUUAUUGCCAAGUCUUCAAAACCGAGACACAUUGUCGAAAAUUCGCGCAUCUUCGGAUGGGAUUUGGAUUCCAAUACCGUACAAAAGAUUGAUGCCAUGGAAAGGAACGAACGGUACUGUUGGGAUCCACACGCAAUACUUUGAUCAGACUGGAAAUAGGGCAUUCAUCAGAUUCCAAUUUUGUGAUUUUUCGUCGAUGUAGGAAACAGUUGAGUUUUGAAGUGUUAAACAAGCUUUUGGAUUCAUCCUGUUUAUUUUUUUUGGCGCCAAUCGGCGUGUCUGAAAUGCAACAGCAUCUACAAUACAAAAAUGUGCUAGCCCUGUGUUGUAACCCGAAAAAUAGGAUGAUUCAUUUUAAAUAUCGCAAGACCCAUUCGCUUGGUUCUGUGCAAUUUCGAGAAAGCACUAUACCGCG